Messenger RNA from Anopheles aquasalis, 2910 nucleotides. RefSeq names its product cationic amino acid transporter 3. Gene Ontology annotation, biological process: L-arginine import across plasma membrane; L-ornithine transmembrane transport. The record is from RefSeq and is a predicted model, not a curated record. Gene Ontology annotation, cellular component: plasma membrane. NCBI's taxonomy places the organism in Eukaryota, Metazoa, Arthropoda, Insecta, Diptera, Culicidae. Gene Ontology annotation, molecular function: L-lysine transmembrane transporter activity; L-arginine transmembrane transporter activity; L-ornithine transmembrane transporter activity.
UGUGGAAGUCGCUAGAAAAAGUGCACAACACUCCAGCAGCAGACGCCGACCGGUACGGUCUGAAAGCGUUAGUACCUCACAUUGUCACACGCGCGUGUUCGUCGGCAGCCACGGUGGUACCUCCCCUUCGCUGUUUACAGAUCGCCAUCCGAUCGGUCUCGACAUUUCGUGUGCCAGUGAGCCAGCGGGCGUUGUGCAGGUGAUCGAGUCGAAUCUCGAGUGUCCGUAGCGUGUUAGGAUUGGCACAUUUUCGUCUAAAGCUUAGCUUAGGCGAAACAACCACAAUACACAGUGCAGUCGUAGCGCGGUGCUAUAAAGCUUUGCGGUUCCAAUUGGUGUCAACGGCGGAAAUUAAAGCUCUGCACGGCGAAGCGACGCGAUCAUGCGCAUGGACAGCUCGUUACGACGGUUCUGGACCGCGUUGACGCGUAAGAAACAGAACGAAGACGAUGGCUCGGAGUCACAGUUGGCGCGCGUUCUAACGCUACUCGAUCUCACCGGUCUCGGCGUCGGCAGUACGCUCGGACUGGGUGUGUACGUGCUGGCCGGAUCGGUAGCCCGUGAGCAGGCCGGUCCAGCGGUUGUCGUUUCGUUUCUGGUUGCCGCAAUUGCCUCGGCCAUUGCUGCCCUAUGCUACGCCGAGUUUGCUGCCCGUGUUCCCAAGGCCGGCUCAGCAUACGUGUACAGCUAUGUCAGUAUUGGCGAGUUCACUGCGUUUACGAUCGGUUGGAACUUAAUUCUGGAGUAUGUGAUCGGAACAUCGAGCGUAGCACGUGGUAUGAGUGGUUACAUCGAUUCGUUGGUCGACAACAAGAUCAGCAUCGCGAUGCGUGAUGCCAUGCCGAUAGAUGUCGACUUCCUGUCCGAGUAUCCGGACUUUUUCUCCUUCGUCGUGGUGCUGAUACUGGCCGGACUGCUGGCGUACGGUGUGAAGGAGUCAACGCUCAUGAACAACAUCUUCACCGGCGUCAACUUGAUCGUGAUCGGUGUUGUACUUGUGGCGGGCGGAAUGAACUGUGAUCCGGACAAUUGGUCUAUCAAGCCGGAAGACAUUCCAGCCGGUGCCAAUGGAGGUGCCGGAGGAUUCGCACCGUUCGGUUUCGCCGGCAUUAUGGCCGGUGCGGCCAAGUGUUUCUAUGGAUUCGUUGGGUUCGAUUGUAUUGCGACCACCGGGGAGGAAGCGCAGAAUCCGGAGCGAAACAUUCCGCUUGCGAUCGUCAUCUCGCUGAUCAUCAUUUUCCUCGCAUACUUUGGCAUUUCGACCGUGCUGACGAUGGCCUUGCCGUACUAUCUGCAGGACCCGGAAGCACCCUUCCCGCAUCUGUUCGAAACGCUUGGCUGGACGGCGAUCAAGUGGAUCGUCUCGAUUGGUGCGAUCUUUGCCCUCUGCACCAGCCUGCUCGGUGCCAUGUUCCCGUUGCCCCGUGUGCUGUACGCCAUGUCCUCGGAUGGCAUCAUCUACAAGAAGCUGCAAACGGUUAAUCCGAAGACACAGACACCGGUGCUUGCUACGAUGUUAUCUGGCCUGUUGGCGGCCAUCAUGGCAGCUUUGUUUAAUCUACAACAACUAAUUGACAUGAUGUCAAUAGGAACCUUGCUUGCUUAUACGAUCGUGGCCGUCAGCGUGUUGGUGCUUCGUUACCAAUCAGAGGAGCUGAUGAGCACCACGGGCUUCAGUGUAACCGUACCGGAGGUGCUCCGUCAAAUCGUCAAUGGAUCGCGCAUCAAGGAACCGACACACCUUUCGUCGGCUAUCGUCAAAUUCAGUGUUUGCAUCUUUGCGGUGUUCGUCUGUGGUGCCUGCGGUAUUCUGGUCCCGGCCGAGGACUAUAUCAACGGUGACUACCCGGGUGUGAUCGCGGGAUUGGCCAUUCUGGUGGCCCUCAUGGUUGCGCUGUUUGUCGUUAUAUCUCUCCAGCCCACCGAUAGCGUGAAGCUUACGUUCAAAGUGCCGCUAGUGCCACUGCUACCACUGAUUAGUGUGUUCUUCAAUCUGUACUUGAUGUUCCAACUUGAUUCCGGCACCUGGAUACGGUUCGCCGUGUGGAUUGCAGUCGGUUACUUCAUCUACUUCACGUACGGUAUCCGUCACUCGAUCGAGGGUGAGCGUUUGGUGAUGAAAUCGGAGCUAGCCAAUGGUAAGGCGGCCAGCGCUCCCAACGGUAUCGACAACACGGCAUACGAUGGGGAGGAGAAACCGGGAUCCACCAUUCAGCGUGCUUCGUAUACGAUAGCAAACGAAUCGUAGAGUGGAGCGGAUUCUUCCCCCCUACCCUAUGUUCGAUGGCAAAAGGUCGGAGCGCCCGCAGUAUUAGUGCAAGCAUUCCAAGCAUUCCAAGCAUUCUCCAAUCGACGAUCAACUCCUUCCGUGUUCGUGUUUAAGAUUAGUUAAGUACAAAGCGACAAGCAUGGACCGUGCAUGGACCGUUCCAUCCGACAACUGAUCUACUACGCGUGCGUGAGAUUGGACCACACUUACAGUGAUUGUGAUAAUUAUUGCAUAUUAGUUUUGUAAGAAUUUACUAGAGAUACAUCGAAAUGAAACAGCCGUCCUCCACCGCCGUCGCCUCCGCCGCCGUAGGUCGCCACUGUGAUGUCACCCUUACAUUCCGAUUUAUGUGGUGCCCAUGCCUUAACGACACCGACACUCGGUCGUCAUAUCGUCAAUCCUGUUCCAUUCCUGUGGACCUCCAUUUCAUCGGUCACAUUCCACCCGUUUGUGAAUAUCGCUCGUGCAGCUACCUCGCUAAUGACGGCACUAAUGACCGCUAGCUGUACCCCUAAGUGAUUACUGUUAGACACGAUGUUCAUGUUCUUUUUGUUUUUAUUAUCCAUUCUUGUUUUUAAAUUCUUUUCCUGGCGAUACUAAAUGUUGUGACGAACAGACGGACAAUAAAUCAAUCAAACCGA